AAAAAGAGUUUUAUACCAAGAUAAUAUACUAUUGGCUGAAAACAGUGUCUAUGGGAGACUGUUACUAAUGUAGCUUUGUGUGUGUAUUUGUUUUAUAGAGAACAGAGAAACAAGAGAGGCAUGUUAUUCCUAUUGUGGUUAAAUGGUGAUGAGCUCAAAACCACAAAAACAACCGAAUUAUAGGAAUAAUAAUAAAAAAGCAGAAUAAGUAAGGAAAACAAAAAAGAACGGUCAGUACUUUGUAACCUCUGAAACCGAAUGAAGAUUUAUGAGUACACAAAAUGCUAAUCUGUAUUGUGAACGAUUCAUUGUUUCGCAUCUGAAAGUGUUUGUCUUUCCAGACCGCAUAAAAGCUGCUUUGACUUGUCUUCACGUGCUGUCAAAACAUGUUUUGAAAACCAUUUUUGUGUUUAGAAAGCCUUUAGGUGGGACCUCAAUAAUGCCACAGUGAAAACAUGAUCCAAAACAAUAUAUUUUAUAAUGAUAAUAUGAGGUGUAUUGAUGUAUUAUCUAUAUUUACAAGGAGGUUUUCAAAAAUCUGGAAUUGGGUUGGAUGCAAACUCAUGGGCUGCAGCUCAAAGAUGCAGAGAAAGUGAGAAGGGGAGAGAGAGAGAGAGUUUGAGGAGGAGAGACAAUAUGUUUUCAGGACUGAAUGAUUAACAGUGGGCUUCAGGGGGAGGUAUCAGACCAAAAGAGAGGGAGGGAAAGAGGUGUAGAUCUAUAGUAUCUGUUUGUAAGCUGUGCGCAGCUGAUGAUUUUCCCUCUGGUCUCGUCACACACAAUAUUCUCUUUGGAGAGGCAGUGGGAUGUGACAGUGAAUCAGCGAGAAGAUGAUUCAAAGACACAUCAAGAAGUUCUCAGUUGGAUGCCACAUAAAUGAUUGAAAUUGAGGAACUAUGAGCCAUAAAGCGUGACUGCUUCAGUUUGGCCUCUGGAGUCAGACAGGAAGAGCUGGCGGAGACGCGAUCACGGCGUAGCUGGAGGGGAAAUCUUCGGGAGCCCUUCAAAAACCUUCUGUAGUUCUCCUGCACAUGACCCAUCUGUCCUAUGGAUAUUUGUAUUUCUGCUGUGCGCCCGGAGCUUUCAACUUUGGCCGAUCUCUGACCUGUUACUUGACCUUUGACCUCUUAGUGAACUCUCCAGGAAAACACGACUCCAGAUCCACAGAAUGUUCUGGAAGCUGGCAAUACCUAUCAUCCUGGCAUGGACUCUUUCUGUAUCAACAGAAACCAAGAAGCCACGCCCCCAGGGAUCUAUCCCGUCCCCGUACAAGCCUAAGGGCAACCAUGUAUCAUCGCCAUCUCUGUCAUUGAUGCCCCAGCAUACAUCCUCACGACGGCAGAAGGGUAAACACGACAUGUUGUCGUCGAGUCGCGAAGCCCUGGUGGUCACCGAGCGGAAGUACCUGAAGAGCGACUGGUGCAAAACGCAGCCGUUACGUCAAACGGUGAGCCUGGAGGGCUGCGUGAGCCGAACCGUCAUCAACCGCUUUUGCUACGGCCAGUGCAACUCUUUCUACAUCCCGCGUCACCUGACGUCUCAAUCCUCGUCGCAUCGAAGACGAAAAACGGCACCCGACCACAACAAUUCAUUUCAGUCUUGCGCGUUCUGCCGGCCGAGCCGAAUAACCACGGUUACCGUACGGCUUCACUGUCCUGGCCUACAGCCACCAUACAGACAGCGAAAAGUACAGCGCAUUAAGCAGUGCAAGUGCGUGUCUGUUAACGUCAAUGCGGCGCAUUGAGACAAGUUGCUUAGAAAAGUUACCACGUUACAUGGAUAUGGUCGGACAAAGUUUUUACUGAAAGAGUUCCUUAUUUGACUGGAAAAGCAGUAAAAUUCAGGGCAUUCAGUCAGUUUGUGAAAUAUAUGCCAAAGACAACAAAACCACAAGGACAUGGCUACUUUUAAUACGCCGGGACUUUAUCGCAGCAUGCUAAGCAGAAUGUUGAAUUGCUGCCGAGGAGCGCUGGAAACAGAGCUGGAUAUUUGAUUCAUUUUAUACACGAAGAAAAUUUUGAAAAGCCAAUGAACUGUUUGAAACUGUAUCAAAAAUAUAAGAAUGAAACUGUAUUUUUAUUUUAAAUGGAUGCAUAUUGAUUUUUUAUUCCAUAUUUCAUGUUUGACCUUUGACCUAUGUCCUUUAUCAUUUUAACAUAGCAUUUGUCCCCCCUGAGGUUUUAUCUCAGUAUUCUGCUAUAUCGCAGUACUGCUGGUUCUCUAUUAGUUAACUGAGAGCAGUAAAAAUGGUUUAUCUACCAUCUAUCUUGUCCUCUCUAUCCAGCUUUUGUAUUUAAGUACUAACGGAGGACUAGAAAAGAUGAAUGGAUGACUGUGGACCUUAUCAACAAGAAGGGGUUCACUAUAUUUUUACUACAGUAAUACAGGCAGGGGGACUAAACAAUGUUUUGACUCACUUCUAGA
Messenger RNA from Misgurnus anguillicaudatus (oriental weatherfish), 2424 nucleotides. RefSeq names its product gremlin 2, DAN family BMP antagonist a (gene grem2a). Gene Ontology annotation, biological process: animal organ morphogenesis. Gene Ontology annotation, molecular function: BMP binding; receptor ligand activity. The record is from RefSeq and is a predicted model, not a curated record. NCBI's taxonomy places the organism in Eukaryota, Metazoa, Chordata, Actinopteri, Cypriniformes, Cobitidae.